GAGAUAUUGGGGGUUGGGCUUUUAAUUGAUUGAGCCGGAAAACAAAACCACAGAAUCCUAGACUAUGUUAUGCCUUUAAAUACCAAGACUCCCAGCAGAAGUAGCUCAUAAUUCCUCCAGAAUCCCUUUCUGCAAUGGUUGCAAUAAAUCUCAAAGCCGACGGCAACAGUGAAUCCGAUGAUAUCUACCUGGAGCUCUUAAUCAAGCUAUAUCGCAUUCUAAGGAAGGUUGAUAGCAAGUUAAAUGAGGCUAUACUCCAGCAAUUGAUCAUUAGUAAAGACAACCAACUUUCAACAAUUUCUUUGACACGGUUGAUCGAUGCCUUGAAGGACAAGGAGGGCAAAAUUGGUGUUGUUGUAGGUGUUGUAACUGAUCUUGAUUCUACAGUAUAUGAUGUCCCAGCCAUUAAAGUUGCAGCAAUAUCUUUCACAAACAUGGCACGUACCCGGAUUGAAAGUGCAGGUGGUGAAUGCAUUAUAUUUGAACAACUCUACUCUGGGGAUAUAUUUGGACAUAACUCGGUGCUUGUAACGGAGUCAACAACAUCUUGGUGGCCGGACCUCUCCUCUGAGGAGGACUAGUAUACAGGAGAAAGACAGUGUGAUUUUAAUAAUUAUUAUUUGUUUUCCUAAUGACAAUGGUUUUCUUUGGAAUUUAAAUAAGUUUUUAUUGGUUUAAUUUAUGAGUUUAAUGAUUAAGCAUCUAUUUUUUUA
Vicia villosa (hairy vetch) is the source of this 713-nucleotide messenger RNA. Its product is annotated as large ribosomal subunit protein eL18-like. The record is from RefSeq and is a predicted model, not a curated record. Gene Ontology annotation, cellular component: cytosolic large ribosomal subunit; ribosome. Gene Ontology annotation, molecular function: structural constituent of ribosome; RNA binding. Gene Ontology annotation, biological process: translation. The transcript has 5 exons. Lineage: Eukaryota; Viridiplantae; Streptophyta; Magnoliopsida; Fabales; Fabaceae. Bases 135 to 581 code for a protein of 148 amino acids.